AUGUCGUCGUCUAUUCAGCGUACCCUAAGAAAUCUAUGGAAGAACGGCUUCAAGAAGUCUUUUAAGCAAUUACAAGGCUAUAAUGAUAUAAAAUCCGGUCGAUUGGUCGGAACUGACUCCUUCGGAAACAAGUUCUACGAGGUUGACGAUCCUGUGGAAAUCCACAUGAGAACUAGAUUUGUUGAAUACACCGGGUUCUGGAGACAGGAUAUGUCUGAAGUUGAGCCCGGAUGGCAUUACUGGUUGGCUUAUGGUACUGAUGUUCCACCUAAUCAGUUGAAGCCAGAAGAGAAAAGUGUCAGAGCUUACCCCGUUAAGAAACAUGUCCCCAACCUCACAUACACAGAUGGGGCUUACGUCCCUUACAACACUGCUAGGCCUAAGUGUGCUACCUGGGAUCCGAAAGUCACGGAAAGACCCUAA
Messenger RNA from Komagataella phaffii GS115, 423 nucleotides. RefSeq lists its product as hypothetical. Bases 1 to 423 code for a protein of 140 amino acids. Gene Ontology annotation, biological process: mitochondrial respiratory chain complex I assembly; response to oxidative stress. Lineage: Eukaryota; Fungi; Ascomycota; Pichiomycetes; Pichiales; Pichiaceae. The transcript has a single exon. The record is from RefSeq and is a predicted model, not a curated record. Gene Ontology annotation, cellular component: membrane.